CAUGUCAUUGCAGAAAUACGGCAGUGUGCAGAAAUUCGGCAGUCUGCAGAAAUUCGGCAGUCUGCAUACAUUCGGAAGUGUGCAGACGGAUAUGAGCCGGACAGGGCUGCGGUAUAUUCCAAAAGGACACGAUCGGUUGCUGGUGAUGUCGAUUUCGGAAGUCCUCCUGGGCGCCCUGGUGUUCUCCUUUAACCUGUAUAAUAUUUUUUUCGGCGCCCUGCAGCACGCUCCCGGCUAUCCUCUGAUACACAGCGUCGUUUUCGUGACCUCACUACCGUCCUACGCGAGCGGUAAAGGGGUUCUUCCCGGAACCCCUGGAUCGCUAUCUGCCGGUUGUCUGCUGUAA
Paramacrobiotus metropolitanus is the source of this 346-nucleotide messenger RNA. RefSeq lists its product as uncharacterized. The record is from RefSeq and is a predicted model, not a curated record. The transcript is spliced from 3 exons. NCBI's taxonomy places the organism in Eukaryota, Metazoa, Tardigrada, Eutardigrada, Parachela, Macrobiotidae. The coding region runs from base 2 to 346 and encodes 114 amino acids.